This is a messenger RNA of Fibroporia radiculosa, 2952 nucleotides long. RefSeq lists its product as uncharacterized. The transcript is spliced from 7 exons. The coding region runs from base 1 to 2952 and encodes 983 amino acids. The record is from RefSeq and is a predicted model, not a curated record. NCBI's taxonomy places the organism in Eukaryota, Fungi, Basidiomycota, Agaricomycetes, Polyporales, Fibroporiaceae.
AUGGAGGUGAAGAUAGUGGAUGCGGAGGACAAGCUUGAGAUAUUUGCGAUUUUGCAUAUACGGGUCGCGCUGGCGAGCCACCAUCCACAGCUUUCCGAAUCUCCUGCUUAUGCCUCAAAGAAUAUGAACGUGUCAACAUACGGACGCAGUCGCCAGUCCAUCGCCGACCUGGAGCAAGAAUUAAAUGAUAUCUUUCAGAGCCAUCCUGAAUCCCAUCUCAGCGCAGAAGACGAGCCCGUUAUUCCGGGAAAUGCACUCGUCGAUGUCCUUCGAACAUUCUCACGAAAUCAUGAUGCCGUCGAGCUCAUGACGCGUGAAGAGGAGGACCAGUUAAUAAGUCUUCUCGAAACCAAUCCUGGCUUGGCCGUAACUCCACAAGUUCUACUACAGUUCAUUGCUAUGCGCACAACAUUUAGUCCCCACCAUAGCCCAGAAGGUUCUCCUCCUGCUGACGCUAGCGAUUUCGAGGAGCGCGGCCGAAUAGAUGGCCGAGAAUACGAUGAAGGGCACUCGCGUUCAUCUAGCAGGGACUCGACGGGAACUUCUAUCUACAGACCUUCUUCUCGAGGACCUCCAAAGACACCCACUAAUAGGGAAUCACCUUUUGACACGUCUCGAAGGCAACGAUCAACACCUCUGGGCAAUAUUGCGCCAUCCAGUUGGACGCGUCGGCCACCACCGUCUCGACGGAAGAGUGAUGCUGGCUCUCAUAGCCGUGCACUGAGCGACUCAGAAUCUACAAGUCCUCCUGCCGCAUAUGGUCGCACCUCAGGACGAUCAAGAGCGCCAUCUAAUCCUGUCAGUCCUACCACCUUGUCACCUGUAGGGUCACCACCAUUUGCUGCUACCAUCUCCCGACCACAUUCGCGUGCUCAGUCCCAGCCACAAUCGCACUUCUCCUCACUGGACGGGGCUAUGGACGGAUAUCAUAGGCGAUCCUCCCCAGAACGAGACUUCGACUAUCGUACCAACGGUGGCCUCCUAUCUCCUCCCCAAUCUGAUCGUUCUGAGUCUUCUUUCGAUGAGGACGACCGAUUCGGUUCUCAAAUAUCUUCUUUGCCUAUGCCUCGUGUAUCAAGUGAUGAUGAUUCAGAAGAUGAUGACGACGACUCCAUGCUAGGGCUCGUAAUGGACCGUUCAGCUGCGUCAUCAACAGUUUCGCUUGAUUUGCAGGAGCGGCUAGAAGCGUUGCAACGAAUGAAUACCGAUCUUGGGCGCAAAUUGAUCGAGGCAGAAAAGACUUUGCAGUAUAAGCUUGCAGAGCAUGAGAUGGAGCUCGAGGAGAUGCAGAGCCGAUUAGAAGAAGUUAAGAGUGAGCUGAGUGCAACGAAGCGCGAGGAGAAAGAGCUUCGGUCGAAAGAGCAUACGAACCAGUCGCAAAUUUCGGCCCUGGAGUCCGAGAUCUUCAAGCUGCAGAAGAGUUUGGAUGUCGCAAGAGCCUCUUACCAAAGUCUCCAGAAGCAGUAUCAAGAGCAGUGUGCCGAGUCGGAACGAUAUCGUAACACACUCCGCCGAAGGGACCAGGAGGUCAAAGAUUUUCAAGAUGCUGCUGCUCUACAAGCUAUUGAAACCAGCAAGUGGGUCCGUGAGCAAGCCAACUAUGAAGAACGCAUUGCAUUCUUCGAGGGCGAGCUUGCCGUUGCCCAACAAGCACAAGUGCAGCUGGAAGAGCAAAAGCAGGAAAACAUGAUGCUGAAAGAGACCAUUGAUCGCAUGCGAUUCGACAUGGAUGAGAUGCGCAAUGGUGCUGCAAGCAACCAUCUAUUGCAAGGUGGUUCUGGUAGCUCUAGUGCCCGGAAUAGCGUCAGCAAGAGCCUAGGCGCGGAGCUGUUGAGCAAGAUGAAGGACGGCAGGUGGGGUCUGGAAGACGACGAAGAGGAAGAAGAGGUCUCUGAUCAGCUGGAGAUUGAGGGCGGCGAUGAGGAUACCGAGGGCGAGGACGUUGUCGAGACCAUUAUCACACGUACUAAGCGGAAAGUAGCCAGUCGGGCCAAACGACUCGAGACAAUUCAAGUCGAAGAAGUGAAAGAAUAUUCGGAUACUGCUACCCAGCACGACGUGUUCGAGUUCACGAACUCGUGUGACGUGCAGACGGACCCAGAGCCCAAGAUUCUCACUGCUUCACUCAAUAUCCAAACUGAAGAUCUCCCACUCUUCUCUAUAUCCAUCCAAACGGACCCAGAACCUCAACCAGAGCCGGACAACAGGCCAACAUCAGACGUCGAAGUGCAAACGGAUGACCCACAACCGGUGGCAUCUACCUCAUCGACCCCUCCUCUUCUAGAAGAAGAAGAGGAUGCGCUGGCGUCUUCCUCGUCCACCCUUCUCCCACCCACGCCGAGAGCACAGUCCGAAGACCUUCACGAUCAUGUUCACGACCUUCCUCCUGAUUACAAUCAGGUUACUGAACACGAUCGGGACGAACUUGCUAUUCGAGUGGCGAACGAGACGCUCAAGAAGUGGCACAAAGGGCUCAAGUUACCCAUUGAGCCAGUCCAGGGUGGUAUCUCCGAAGACGCUAUCGAAGACUGGAAGGCCCUGAAGGAAGAACUCGGUAUUGAGUGCUCAGCUAUUGACCGGAUCGUCGAAGAGUCGUCGAAGACUGGCAUGCCCCGCCCAUCUAGAGAUGGAGAACACUCUCGCCGCCGCCGCAGUAGGUUCUACAACAUUUACAAUACGUAUGUGUACGAUGGUGCCGCGCCGAUGUCGACGAGCCAGUUCCUCUUCUGCAUCGGCGCCUCUGCUGCUGUUGCCUUCCUUGUCGGACAGGCCAUGGCGCCUCCAUAUGUCCCUGGUGGUGCGACUUAUUAUGAUCGCGCCGCGUGGUCAAGCUUUAACUCCAUCCAAGCGACGGGCGAAGGUUUCCCCGGUGAUGCUCAAGCCGCUGUCUGGGGCUUCCUCGGUCGGCUUGGUGGUGGUGCUGCGAGGACUCUACGCGGCUGGCCGACGUAG